Molecule: messenger RNA, 4393 nt
Organism: Apis cerana (Asiatic honeybee)
Lineage: Eukaryota; Metazoa; Arthropoda; Insecta; Hymenoptera; Apidae
Gene: metro
Product: membrane palmitoylated protein 7-like protein metro
Molecular function (GO): protein binding
Source: RefSeq, a predicted model, not a curated record
GAUUUACAACUUUAUAAUUUAUUAGAUCUAAUGUUUUCUAAUAAUUAAAUCCGUAUAAUGAUUGAUUCAAAACUCUUGUGACAAAAUAUUAAAAAAGAAUAUAUCUGAAAUCUAUAUAUUUAAUUAUAAAGAAAUAGUUAUGUCAGAUGAUUAUAUAUAGAAUAGAUCUAUCGUACAAUGCAAUAGAUUAAAAAACUUUGUCUAUGACCUCGUUACCAUUCUCGUAUCACAUGCAACAUUACCGAUUCAGAAUGGAAUGAAACAACAGCGCUACUAGGAGGAAAAAAAUUGUAAUUAAAUAUAAAUACGAUUGUCAAUUGUGUGUCUUUGACAUAAGAAUUUUUAAUCGAUUUAAAAUUUAGAUCUAAAAUUUGUAAAACAUAAAAUAUUGUCAACUAUUUUUACGCGGGAAUCACAAGGUAUAUUUCAAACACUUGUUUUAAUAUGUCUUCGGAAACAAUCUUCAUACGACUAUGAAUAUUCCAACUUGAAUUGCGUUAAAUAUAAAAUUCAUGUUUCAUUUGUAUAUAUGUAUAUACAUAUAAAAUAUUUGGAUGAAUUAUAAAUAGGUUGAUUCUAGAAAUCCUUUGAAUGAAGAAUAAAAAUAUUUGCAUUUCAUUUUUUAAUUAUUGAUAAAAAUUCAAACACAAUAUCUCUGGUUACGAAUAAAUUCUUUUACAUAUAUAUAUAUACUUACAUAUAUUUCUAAAUUCACUGCCCUAAAUUGUAGAGGGCACAAAACUUCUGGUUUCUUGCACGAUCGGUAAUUCAGAACAUAAAACACAAAAUUCCAACUUGUUUCAGCAAUAUAUAAUUAAAAUUAAAUGAUAGAGAGAAAAAAAGAAGACAGUAAGUCUAUUCUCUGAUUAUAAUGUUAUGAUAUUAUGAUACUUUGCACGUGACGGGAAUACUUUACUUUUUUCUCUCCUUUUCUCUCUUGCAUGGCAGGGUUGAAGAAGCAAGAAAGAGGAUAAAAAACAAAAAAAGAAAAAAUUUUAUGAAAAGAAAGUAUACCAAGAAGGCCAACAAAUGUGAUAUAGAAACAAUAUAUCGAAAAACAAGACUAAAAGUACAUGCUAUUUAUAGAGGGAUGGUGAAUUGGUUAUGCCACCGAAAGGGCAAGGGAGAGGGAGAAAUUUCUAGCUUCGAGAGUGAAGAAACAGUGCUGCCUUUAAAGAUGGCCUCCGACGACAACGUGCCGUGUCGCGUCUAUGCCAAAAAAUGCUCGAAAACCCUUAUCGGACCGUGAAUAUUGGCUAAAUCGAAUUGUACAGUGAUUAUAGAGAUAUUUUAUACAAUUGUUCGGUAACGAUAGGAAAAAAUGUUUGGUGUAUCACGGUGUUUAAUUAACUGAAAAGCAAAAAGAUUGACGAGAUGAGAGAUCGGAUCAAUCUAGUGGUAGUCAUUCUACCCCGUUUCGAGUGACAGUAGCUUACGUAACAGAUUAUUCUCGCUAUGAUAACGAUACUCCAGCCACGAAUGCGAAACAAGAAACUGUUUUACCCGGUUAUUCGUGGCGCUGCGCACGAAUCUGCUAGAAAUACGCAUCGCGACUGACCUGAUUAUUCUUUGUCGUUUUGAUAUCGUGCCACGUUACUGUUCGAGUGUAUCCUUUUAGUUUCGAAUCCAGCACGCUGGAAAAUAAUAUUGAAGUUCGUUCUGAUGAAUUAUGACAGCGGCGCUCGUCAUGGAAAACAUAAAUUGGGAUCCUGCUUUGUCCAAGCUGUUAAAUUCUCUACAGGAGAACAAGAACGAAAUACCGAGCUGCACCGAAGAGGAAUUCGGAUUCUUAAGCGAGUUGCUACAAUCAAAGGAAUUGAACGCUUUGGUGAACGUGCAUAAUAAAAUUUUGAACAAUGUCAAGGAUGACAAAUUCUUUCCCGUACUCUCCAAUUCUAUGGAUAUCGACAUCGAAGUCUUGGAUCUGUUGUCCACGAAGACUCACGUCUCGAAGGAUUGCAAAGAACUUUUCCAUUUACUUCAGAAACCACACAUACAGGGCUUGUUAUGUGCCCACGACGCAGUUGCCCAAAAAGAUUAUUAUCCUCGAUUGCCGGAAAUUCCAUUGGAAGUGGACGAGGAUGAAGAAACCGUGAAGAUAGUGCAAUUGGUGAAAUCGAACGAACCCUUGUGUGGCGCCGGCGUUGAACCGAUCGUGGGGGCGACCAUUAAAACAUGCGAGGUCACCGGCAAGAUCGUGAUAGCACGAAUAAUGCAUGGCGGCGCGGCCGAUAGAUCCGGCCUCAUUCACGUUGGAGACGAAGUUUGCGAGGUGAACGGCAUCAGCGUCGAAGGAAAGACUCCGAACUGUGUUCUUAAGAUAUUGCAAAAUUCCGAGGGUACGAUUACCUUUAAAAUAGUGCCUGCCGAUAGUAAAGGAGGAAUUCGCGAGAGCAAGGUGCGAGUUAGAGCGCAUUUUUCGUACAAAGCUGCUGAAGAUCCUUACAUACCUUGCAAGGAGGCCGGACUAGAUUUUUCUAAGGGUGAUGUCCUUCACAUCGUCAGCCAGGAUGAUGCUUAUUGGUGGCAAGCUAGACGCGAAGGUGAUCGAAAUAUGAGGGCGGGUUUGAUCCCAAGUAGAGCCUUACAAGAGAGACGGAUUAUCCUCGAGAGACAGCAAAAGGAGAAAACCGACGAUGACAAUAUGAGCUUGUGUUCUGUUCCAGUGCCUUUGCCCGCAUUGUGCCCCCGUCCCACUACCUCUUUACACGCCUCGCCUACAAAGUGCAACUUGCAGGGAGUAAAAACUAAAAAAAUCAUGUAUGACGCUGCAGAGAACGACGAUUUCGACCGGGAAGAAAUACCGACCUACGAAGAGGUCGCAAAACUCUAUCCAAGACCGGGUCUCUACCGACCGGUGGUUCUGAUCGGGCCACCCGGUGUCGGAAGGAACGAGCUCAAGAGGCGGCUCAUGGCCACCGACCCCGAUAAGUACAAGACACCUGUCCCUUAUACCUCGAGACAGCCGAGAGCAGGCGAAAUCAACGGGAAGGAGUAUCACUUCGUUAGCCGUGAAAAGAUGGAGGAGGAGAUCGAGGCUGGCAAGUUCAUAGAAUACGGGGAAUAUAAAGGGAACUUGUACGGCACCAGUUCUGAAAGCGUGAGCUCGUUGAUAAACGCCGGAUACGUGUGUCUGUUGAAUCCUCAUUACCAAGCGUUGAAGAUGCUUCGAACUCCGCAGACAAAGCCGUACGUGAUAUAUAUAAAGCCGCCGAGGUUUGAGAUAUUGAAAGAAACUAGGAACGAUGCUAGAGCAAGGUCAACCUUUGACGAGAGCAACUCUCGAGGUUUCACGGACGAAGAAUUUAGUGAAAUUUUGCAUAGCGCUGCAAGGAUCGAAUUUCUGUACACUCAUCUGUUCGACGAAGUAAUCGUAAACGCCGAUCUCCCUAUUGCGUUCGAACAGCUGGUGAACGCCGUUCAUCGGGUUGAAUCGGAACCGCUCUGGGUACCUGCUUCGUGGGUUCAAUAAAUUUUGUUUCGAGCGAAAAGUUUAAGAAGAAGAAAAGAAAAUUUUUCGGAAGAUUGCAAGUUCGACGGAUGCUUUUCUCUAAAUUAUUCAACUUGUACUUUUUCAGUAAAGCGCCUGUUUUCCUCAUCUUCUAUAGCAUUUCAAAUCGAUAAGUACUCCCCAAGAAGAAUGUCGAUGCCUUUAUCCAUAUAUACAUAUAUAUAUGUAUAUAUUUACAUUUUUGACACGUCGAGAAUUACAAACUCGAUCCGAUUUAUUUUAAACUAUUUUGUUCUUUUCAACGUGAAAUGAAACUCGUUCUUCGUUAUGCAGAUACAUAGAUACAUGUGUACUGUAUUUGAAUCGAUAGUGUUUAAGAAGUUUGUAUUUUUACCAAUGAUCUCGUUUUUAAGCGUUUAAGUUAACGUUUAUCUUUGAUUUUUAAUGUAUCGUGUUGUAUUCGAUGCAUAAUAUUAGAAUUUUUACUGCCACGAAUUAAAAGCAUCUCGUGAUGGAAGAAAGGAGAAUGUAUUGUUUUCGCGUGUGAAGGAAUUUGAAAGUGUAAGCACGGGAACCGUGUAAAAAUUCUUACGUAAUUUUUGGGAUCAACGAUUAUAAAUGGUAGCUCGUUGAGACGAGUCGUAAAGUUGGUGAAUUGAAAUUUUCAAAUAUUAAAUAAUCGUUAUUAUACCACUCGUGACCUUUGAUCCCAGUUGUUGAUUGUUGCCAAAUAAGUAUCGUACGUAAAACAUAUGAGAAUCAUCUCACAAUUAUUGUAUUUUCCACCUGAUCAGCAUUGCCACGAUAUUGCUAUUUUUUUCAUAAUUAAAGGGCUGCCAGCAUGAGGAAGAUUUAUGCACGCUACACUAUUAGCGUUGCAUCAAAUAGUUCAUCCUCGAUGUAAACUCUCUAUGUUAUCGAAAUAUAGUAUUACACUUUGAA